Molecule: messenger RNA, 606 nt
Organism: Haliotis rufescens (red abalone)
Lineage: Eukaryota; Metazoa; Mollusca; Gastropoda; Lepetellida; Haliotidae
Exons: 1
Coding region: 1-606 (201 amino acids)
Source: RefSeq, a predicted model, not a curated record
AUGUCGGGUCCGCUGUUGGAAGACGUGUUUAAGCUUAAUCGUCACUUAGUCAAUGGAGUCGAUGUCAGUAUCAAACUCUUCAGAUCCAGUCCACAAUUUACACUUAUGUCUGGAGCUAGUGACAAAGAGUACAAAAUAGAACUGCAAGAUGUGUAUCUGAAAGUUUGCAAGCUGAGAAUGAAUAACGCACUGGCUCUGGCCCAUGCUAAACAGUUUGAGACGGCCAAUGCACUGUAUCCUUACAUGAAAACGAGUAUCAGACAAGCUAGUAUUAGUGCAUCACAGAUUGGAUACACCUUCGACAACUUAUUUCUAGAUCACUGUCCCACUCGCGUCGUUGUCGGUUUCGUCAGUGGGGAGGGCGUGAGCGGUUCUUACACUCAAAAUCCGUUCAACUUCCAGGGUUCAAUCAUUAAAACAGUGGGACCGUACCUAGAUGGGGUUAGUGUACCUGGUGGACCGGUUGAGGCAGACGACAUACAAGCCUAUGUCAACUUGUUUGAAGGAGCCAACACCUGGAGAGAGGACAGAGGCAACGAUAUAGAAAGAACAGAGUUUAAAUUCGGCAACGCCCUGUUCGUCUUCAAUUUAGAACCACUCUAUUGA